Messenger RNA from Styela clava, 6651 nucleotides. RefSeq lists its product as uncharacterized. Gene Ontology annotation, cellular component: nucleus. The record is from RefSeq and is a predicted model, not a curated record. Gene Ontology annotation, biological process: regulation of transcription by RNA polymerase II. Lineage: Eukaryota; Metazoa; Chordata; Ascidiacea; Stolidobranchia; Styelidae.
GCUAAUACGUGUACCACAAUCUGUAAAAUGCGUACCUAAUAUUUAAAGUCACAUUACUCCAAGUUAUGGAUUCAACCACAUUACCAUCUAUAAAGACAACAUCAUCACCGGCCACCGCGUCCUCGAAAAGCAACGAUCCCUCGUCGAACGUUACCAGUGUUGUUCGCGGUGAUUUACCAACGUCGUCGUCAUCGAGAAACUCUCUUGGCGAAGACGACAACGAUCAGGCGAGUUCUGGUGAUGAGUGGGGAAUGGAGAUUGGUAAUCUUAUCAUAGACCUCGACGCUGAUUUACAGAAGGAUGAAAUGAAGGAAAAGGGCGGGAAUAGCGAAAUACGGAAUGCAAACAAUAACAAUAGCAUCAAAGGAUCUAACAGCACUGCGGUAAGUGUAGCAUCAUCAGUUGCUCAAUCGCCGAAGUUAAAUUCUAGUAACGUCACGAAUGUAUCAACUAAGCAGGAUAUUGCGAACAGUGCCGGUAAGCUGGUUAAGCUGGGAUCAAGAAGCAACUCACCCGCCCCCAACAGUGGUAAAAAAUCGAAGUCAAAGAAAUCCAAAUCCGGGAAUAACAACAAGCUUGGUGGUGCUCCUUCAAUAUCUGCUAGUGAUGUUCAGAUGGAGCAAGGAUCAAAUCAAAUGACAAUCAGUGGGUGUAUGGGAAAAACAGAAUUAAGCGGCAGUUCUUCUGGAUUUUUACAUAUGUCUACCAGCACUGUCGCUUCUGGAAGGACAAAAUAUAAUGAAAACACGCCGGAUAUAAGUAAAUCUGUUAGUAAAUCUUCGAAAUCAGGGCGUCAUUACAAGAAACAUGGCAAAAAUAACAAUAGCAAUUCGGAUAAGAAGGCCGACGCCUCGAAUACUAGUGUGGCGGGGGUGGGCGCAAACAAAGACGGAAGAGAAAAACCUCCGAAGGCCGGUAAGAGUAAUAAACACUCGAACCAGUCUAGCGUAUUGAAUACAGUCUCGCUUCCAAAUGUCACACAUUCAAUGAGCGCUUUCAGGGCGCAUAACACUUCCGGGUCUCCUGCAUUGACUAUAUCUAAAAAUAAUAAUAUUACCACAUAUGCUUCUCCAAAUGUAAUUCCAAAGUAUUCAAAUCAUGGUCCAGUCAUCUCAACAGACACUCAGAUACGUACGAAUGCCCCGUUGGUAUACAACGAAAAAAAGGAUUUACAAGUAAAAACCGCAUUGUCUCGAAGUAAUGAGGCACCAAUUAUGAGUGCAUCUCCUCAUUUAGGAAAACACAGAAAAACAAGUUCUAUGCCAUCUGCAAUUAAAUACCCAACUCCAUUCAGCAUGCCCACCGGGGUUUCUUCCCAAAACCAGGCUUCGGCAUCCGAUGCAAAUACUUCACCCUUGACGACAACAACUGAACUGAGACCGGGUCAAAUUUCCGCGCCUAGCGGUAAGAGGGAACGGAAUCCACCAAAUACGUCUCUGGCGUCAUCGAACAGCAAAAAGAUCAAGCUCGAAAAGGACGGAAAUCCUUACAUUAGCAACAGCGGUAUGACACCGACUGAUGGUGAAAACACGACAGCCAAACCCAGUACAGCAUCUACAGCUAUGUCGACCGCAGCUGUCAGCCUACCUGGACAUUACACAAAAUUGAAUGACAAUAUAAUAUCAAAGUUAACAAAUUUGAAAAAUGAUAAAAAGACCAAUAUAACUGCAAGGACAGUGCUAUCAUCUGCAUCAGCUAAUUUUAAAUCUAAAACUGUGAAACACGACGGAUCGGACAUGUCUACAUCGGCCGAGUUGUCGUGCUCGAAUUCCCCGCAAAACGGGAUUGCGGCUCCCACCUCCAAAACGAAUGAGUCGGAAAAUGCGACUAACACACGUACUGUGGGUACGGUGACAACUUACGCUGACGCUGGAGUAGCAACGGAACCGGAAGCGUUGGGGCCAUGUGAACCCGGAACAUCUGUGCGCUUGAGUGGAAUUGUAUGGCACGAAACAGAAUCGGGGGUUUUGGUUGUCAAUGUUACAUGGAGAAAUCGAUCGUACGUUGGUACUCUUCUUGACGCUACCAAACAUGACUGGGCGCCUCCAAGGAUACCGGACGCCGAUAGCGAUGUCGAAUUUCGAGUAAAGAGUGGGCGACCAAAACGUCAGCGAGGUAACGGCAACGGAUCCGGUGCGGAUAUUGGGGGACGAAAAGGCAGGAAAUCAGCUGUGGCGAAUAAUGGUGACGAUUAUAAAUGUAGCCCAUCUUCGAAUAAACGGAGGAGCAAUAAGAUGUCAGAAUCAGACGCAUGUUCUGGCAACGACGGAGAAAUUUGUACAACGCCAAGCAAAUCGGCUAAACGCGCAAGAAUGUCUCGAAGUGCAACAGCUAAACAAGCAACGCAGAAAACCACGAACUCGAUAGCAACGAAAGAGGCAACUUCGGGAGAUGGUACUUCUGGCAGUGGAUCAUCCGCUUGUUCAUCUCCGAUCUUCAUGGAAUGUCCUUACGCUAAUUGCAAGAAAAGAUACAAGGAUGACCUCGCAUUAAAAUAUCAUGAAGCGCAUGCUCAUUCUGGAGAGGAGGCCGAUGAAGCGGAAAAGAGUGGACAGGAUGCAGAUUAUUUAGCAGCAGACUCGCCUAAAGACUCUGACAAUCUUUCUUCUAAAUCGGGAGAAGAAUUGCCUACUUCCGAGUCGAGUGGCAGUCCUUCAGUAAUUGAAAAUGAACCAGUAUCCACACAAGUAAAACUCGGAUCGACUAUCCAUCAAACUAUGGAAACAUCGUCCAGCAAUCAAGCGCCUUUUGUCAUCACCCAACCCCCAUCGACCUCCGAACAAAUCUCACCACCGGUCCCUAUGGAGACUAAUUAUGCUGAGAAACUUCAUACCAGUGAGGUCUUGAGGGUUCCUAGCGAAUACAUGACAUCGGUCGAAAAAACUAUGACUGCACAGGAUCAGCCGAAAAUGCCAGAUGGUGUUAUUUCGCCUUAUACAUUGACAGACUCUCAGACAAAUGAAUCUAUUAGCUUGAAAAGUCAUGGUCAGUCCUCGAAGACGCCUAGAUCAUAUCACACUGUAAGACCGACCAACACAUAUGCCGAAUCGACAAGGCCACAGUCUGAAACUGGUGCUUCAUCUGAAUCCACAAGUGCCGUUGAUAAUGAAAGCGCUUUAGCUGUCAAAACUCUCCUCCAACUUCAAGAUAGCCAGGACCAGCUACCCGGCUUGACACCUUACAAUCAAGCUUCACAAGCGCAAGCUAUUUCGAUAUCAUCGUCCGACCCUGUUACUUCAGAAACACCUGUUCAAUCCCAUCCCUCACACGUACCGGCAAAUGUCAGCAUUCCCUCGCCAGUACCCGUAAGUAUCGAAUCUCAAACGCCAGGAAAAGUACAACAGAGCCAACAUGUCCCGGCAUCACCAUUUCGCGGACACGCUCACUCAAAAGAUGGCUCUCCACUCCCUCGCAUGUCUGUGGGGAUUUCAACCUCUCGAAGUACUGGAAAUAUUACUGGGCAAUAUGUCAGCGUAGGUGGGUUCCCUACUUCACACAGCACAGCUCAAGAAGGUGUUGCGCAUUACGCGCCCAGUGGACAACGCACUGUAAAGGGCAAAACCGUACCAAUUCCGACAGAUCCACAACAAACAAUUACACCGCCUUCGCAACCUGGGAGCGGAGCACCUGUACCGGGACCUGCAAAUAGUUUUAAAAAGCAAAAGCGCAAAAAGCCACUCAAGGUAGAACCAGGAAAGUCACCAACUGAUACUGUGCUAAAACCAAUUUCCGGUCUUCCAACUGUCAGACCACCAUACAGGGACGAGGUGCAGAAACCAACAACACAAUCGGGCGCCGUCAGAAUCAAGCAAGAGCAACAUCAUCAGCAAGUUGGACCAACUGGUCCUCCAACAUCUGCCUAUCAAAAAGUACCCCAGGAUGCCAAUAAGGCCCAAAUGUUACCCCAAUCACUGAGACCCAACGAGAUAAAAUUGGAGCAUGGAUUGAAAGUGCCACAGGCCGGGCCUCAUCAGCGACAAGGUUCUGGGUUUGCUUAUCCAAAUGUCUCUCAAAGUCAGAGGCCGCAAUUGUACUCCCAUCCUGAUUAUCCGGGACACAACGAACAGACACAGCGGCAAUUACAAACUGGUAAUAAAAACAAUAAUAACAAGUUGGCCCCAACUAGCCUGAGCCAAGAAAUCGGAGUAGCACCUGCAAUGCCGCACCAUGUUUCGCAUUCUCAAAGGGCAGCAAGUCCUAAUAUUCCAAUUACGCCCGAUUCUCGUGAUUCCCAACAGAUUCAAAGAUCAGGCAGCGAUGGGCGACCCAGAAGCAGCCAUCUUGUUGUACCGCACAGUUCAUCGCAUUCCUUACCUGGUAGCCGGAGUUUGACCCCCGUUAACCAACCACCUGUUCAACAACAUAGACAGAAUCCAACUGCUAGCAGGGACAGUGGGCCUUCAACGAGCUCUGGUGCUGAUCCUGAGCAACAUGCUACUGCGCCACAUCAAAGGAGGCCUUCUAGUAAGGAAUCUAGUUCUCCUCCGCCACCAUUAGACAGAAGGUUGAGUAUGGAUGACCUAAAACAAAGUCCAAUGUCGAUAUCGAGAGCGGCAGCAUUUGCAGCUUCACCAGCCAUGCAACAAUUAUUUAGUGGUGGGCUAUACAACCAAUACAGAUAUGUCCCAGCGCCGUCUGGAUACGAUCUCGCAAGAUAUCAAUUCAUGAAUGAUCCACAGUUCCAGCAACAUUACGAAAACGUCAUCCAACAAGAAAUGUCAAAAGAUCAGAACCUUCAAAGCCAGGGUGAACAGCACGUUGCUGUGCCGUCUUCGCGUCAUAGAGCAACUCCCAGUCCAAAUCCCCAAGCCCGAUCUGCACGGCCAAAAUCUCCGAGGCCAGAAGACAGGAACAGCAGAGGGGGAUCACCUGUUCGGGGACAAUAUUAUCCACCCCAGCAUUCCAUGCAAACUCAGCCCGCGCGAGGUUCACAAGCAGUCCACCAACAACACUUGCAGCACCACCAUCAGCAACAACCUAGGGUUUCACCAGUUCCACACGCAAACCACCCAUCAACUCCCAAUAAACUUGGCGCCACUGUUCCUCCUGGUUCGCGAGGAUUGUCUCCUCAUCCGCAAGCCACUCCAUCUCCUUUGUCAGGUGCGAGGCCUCCUCGGCCAAACUCCGAAGCCGAAAGAUUUCAUCGACGAGAACACAGCAUCGGCGAGAGACCUUCCACGGCUUCUAGAAUAUCAAACAUGACUCCUGGCAGAAAGCCACAACCAAAGGAAGGCUAUCCUGAACACAGGCCGCAAACUCCAGACAAGGCAAAAUCAGGACAGCCUACCACAUCCGUUUAUGCAUCGCCUGGCAUGCAUGUAUCAGCAAUGCCGCCUGGCGCCCGACCUCCAGUGCAAUAUUACACUGCUCCGAUUUUUGACCCGAGGAGUAUGCCACCUUACGCAGCAUUUCCUGCAGCGUAUGCUAUGUUCCCGCCUGGCGCCCCAAUUUUUCCUGGACAUUGGCCACCAGGAGGUCCUCCGACUACUGUAGUGCAGGGCGGUCCGCCAAAGGUACCUUCAGUAUCUCCCCAUUCCAUAAAACAACCCAGGGAAAGAUCUCCAAGUGGUUCAAGAUCGCCGUUCAGGGACGAGAGCGGUAGGAGAUCACGUGGUGAAAUGAGAGGUCGCGAGGGGGAGCCGUACUCGAAUUCGAAAGAGCGGCGAAGUUCAGACGGACCGAUACAAAUAAGAAAAUCCGCGACACCAGACCCCAAAAAUCUACCGGUUAGAAAUUCCACCGGAGACGGAGGUUCAGGGACAGCAACUCCACCUACGCAACGUCAUCAUCACACCCACCAUCACAUUCAUGAAGGAAUUCCAAUCUUGCCUCACCAGUACCCAUAUCCUAUGGCAUCGGCAGUAAUGGCGGGUUCAGAGGCAGCGGCGGCAACAUUAGCUCCAGCGUCUUUAGCACCUUUUCCUAAAAGGGAUAUACCAUGACAACCGAUGAGCGUGGAGUAGAAAAACCUGUUCCGUCAAAACAAGUUUCCGAAAUUUGCGAAUCUAUCAGUUUGCCAAAGUUCACCAGUGUGCUGCCUUUGACCGUUGAAGCUCGGAGCAAUUGCCCCAUUACCGAUGUCAUCAGACAUCCGAUAUGACACAUCCCCGAAAUGGCAGAGAAUUAAAUGGGAUGAAGAUAUUGAAUGAAGUUUCUCUAUUUUUGUCGCUUUUUUAUUAUUACUAUUCCGCAAUAUCGUUUGACUGCAAAAUAUUUUUUCAAUUAUUAUUAUUCACCUGAAUGUUGUUUGGAUAGGUAGAUCAAAUAUGUUUAAACUUGAUCGAAUGAAUGGCAUCAAUGCAAAUCGUUAUGAGGCUUACUUAUUCAUUUUAUUUGCCUUAUGUGCUAUGUUGAGGACAUUUCCGCUAUUGAUCUGAAACUAAAUACUGAACAUUAUUCAAAUACCCAUGUGUCGGGCCUUUAUCAAUGAAUUUCACGAAUACUUGACUACAUUGAAAAUUCCAAACCAUGCUGCACUGUGUCGUGAUUUGCGUUUGAUUUUUGAUCACCAUUUUUGUUCUUUUUUUCUGCUUUCUUGAUCUAUUUUUCAUAUAUUCCGCUUGAUUUUUACGUGCUGAUGACGAAUUGAUGAUGCCACGUUGUUAUUAUUCCAUUAUAGCACAAUAAAACGUGAUUCGAAAUUUACUUUCA